Messenger RNA from Vigna radiata var. radiata (mung bean), 1963 nucleotides. RefSeq names its product 4-coumarate--CoA ligase-like 9. Bases 151 to 1833 code for a protein of 560 amino acids. Lineage: Eukaryota; Viridiplantae; Streptophyta; Magnoliopsida; Fabales; Fabaceae. The record is from RefSeq and is a predicted model, not a curated record. Gene Ontology annotation, molecular function: CoA-ligase activity. The transcript has 6 exons.
UGUAAUACGUGAGCUGCACGUGCUGGGCGUUACUGACAGUACUGUAACAAUAUAUAAAGCAGAAAUUGCAAAGAGGUUUGGGAAGAAGAAGAGACAACUCCGGUGGAGAACCGGAAACAUACUCAGAGAUAUUAAAUUUUUAAGUCAGUAAUGGCUACCCAAAACCAAACACACUCUCUUCCAAACACCACCAUCGACCCAAACACCGGUUUCUGUUCUUCUUCUAAAAUCUUCCACAGCCUCCGUCCAAACGUCCCCCUCCCUCCGCUGUCUCAGCCGCUCUCCCUCACCGAUUACGCCCUCUCCCUUCUCCCCGCCGCCGCCACCGCCACUGAAAACUCCGCCCUCAUCGAUGCCACCACCGGCCGUCAGCUCUCCUACUCCCUCUUCCUCUGUCAAGUAAAAUCCCUCGCCUCCUCCAUCCAAUCUCUCACCCCUCUCUCCAAAGGCCACGUGGCACUAAUCCUCAUUCCAACCUCCCUGCACGUCCCCGUACUCUACUUUUCUCUCCUCUCGCUAGGCGUCACAGUCGCACCUGCCAACCCGCUCAGUACCGCUUCCGAGUUGACUCACCUCGUCCGACUUACAAAACCCGCCAUCGCCUUCACAACCUCCGCCGUCGCCUCAAACAUCCCCGCCCUCAAAUUCGGCACUGUUCUCACCGACUCCCCGCUCUUCCUCUCCAUGCUCGACGCCAACGUAGACUCCCACUCACGCGCUCCCGGAGUCGAAGUGAGUCAGUCCGACUCCGCCGCAAUUCUCUUCUCAUCGGGCACCACCGGCCGCGUGAAAGGCGUGUUUCUCACCCACCGGAACUUCAUCGCACUCAUAUCCGGGUACUAUCACCUGAGGAACAACCAGCUAGCUGCCGGCGAACCGGAGCCGCAUCCCGUGUCACUGACCACGCUUCCGCUGUUCCACGUGUUCGGGUUCUUCAUGCUGGUCAGAUCCAUCGCUUUGGGGGAGACGCUCGUUCUGAUGCAGAGAUUCGAUUUCGAAGGGAUGCUCAAAACCGUGGAGAGGUAUAAAAUCUCAAUGAUGCCGGUGUCGCCGCCGCUCGUGGUGGCCCUCGCCAAGUCGGAUCUCGUGAACAAGUACGACCUCAGCUCGCUCCGGAUGCUAGGUUGCGGCGGCGCUCCACUCGGCGAGCAGGUCGCCAAUGACUUCAAAGCCAAAUUCCCCAACGUGGAAAUUUCCCAGGGCUAUGGUCUGACCGAAAGUGGAGGAGGAGCAGCCAGAACAUUUGGACCUGAGGAGGUAAAGCGCCAUGGCUCUGUGGGUCGACUAUCAGAAAACAUGGAGGCCAAGAUAGUGGACCCUGAAACUGGAGAGGCAUUGCCUCCUUGCCAAAAAGGGGAACUGUGGAUUCGAGGUCCAACUAUCAUGAAAGGUUAUGUAGGAGAUGAGAAGGCGACAGCUGAAACAUUGGAUUCAGAGGGAUGGCUGAAGACGGGCGAUCUUUGUUAUUUUGACUCUGAUGGUUUCCUCUACAUUGUAGAUAGACUGAAGGAAUUGAUCAAAUACAAAGCUUAUCAGGUUCCCCCUGCUGAAUUGGAACAUAUACUUCACACAAAUCCUGAAAUUGCUGAUGCUGCAGUAGUUCCGUACCCUGAUGAAGAAGCAGGACAGAUUCCUAUGGCCUUUGUAGUAAGAAAACCUGGAAGCAACAUUUCUGCAAAUCAGGUCAUGGAGUUUGUGGCAAAGCAGGUUUCUCCUUACAAGAAGAUACGGCGUGUUUCUUUUGUCAAUUCUAUCCCAAAAUCUCCGGCUGGCAAAAUUUUGAGAAGAGAAUUAGUUAAUUAUGCUCUAUCCAGUGGUUCAUCCAAAUUGUGAUCUAGAAAAGAAGAACAUGUAAAGCAGCACUUAACAUGUGCUACAUUUUUCUCUUUAGGGAUUCUCUUGUUAUGAUGUUAACAUAUUUACUACUUCAAAUACUUGAAGCAUUAUUUGGCUUUAUUGUUUU